ACCAAUGUUUUAAAAAAUAUGGAGGAUUAAUCACGGAAGUGAUUGACAACAAAUAACUUUAUGUGUACGACUGGUUGUGGCUCCUUGUCUACACACACCAGUACCAGUCCACGACUCAUGAUCUGACCCAUAAAGAUCUUAGUCUACAAAUAAAAAUGACAGUCCAACUCGCCUUCAAGGCGGUCGUCUUUUUAUUUGUAGCGCUUUUUGUUUGCUUAUCAUGGUCACAGUCACAACGACCGCCAAUCAAAAGUAUCAUGGGCAAUGUUGUGAUUCCCACAAAAUUUGGACCGAUAAGAGGUGUAACCUAUUCAUCACAGUAUGAAAACCUGCCUAACAGAUGGAUCAAUGCUUAUCUUGGCGUGCCCUAUGCUAAAACAUUAGAUCAAUAUGGGAGUGAGUGGAAAGAGAAAUACAGAUUUCAUAAUCCAGAUGAAGACCCAUUCUGGUAUGGAACUUAUGAUGCCACCAAACAUAAGCCAGCAUGCCCACAAAUGCCCUGGUUGGUUAAAGAAACAGUAUGGGAUUUUUCAGAAGUUGCUGAAGAUUGUCUCUACCUAGACAUUUACACACCAAAUAUCACAAAUGAGACACCUACAAAUAACCCAAAUUUGUAUCCAGUACUGGUGUUUUUCCAUGGAGGUGGUUUCAUAAUGGGCGCAUCUAAACAGUUUCCUGGUGUUUUUAUUGCUGAAAGAUUCAUUGUGAUUGUCAUUGUUAAUUACAGGCUCAAUGCUCUAGGUUUUUUCAGUACAGGUGAUCGCUAUUCAGCUGGCAAUUAUGGGAUGUUUGAUCAAGUAAAAGCACUGAAGUUUGUGAAAGCAAAUAUCAAGUCAUUUAGAGGGAAUCCAGACAAAAUUACCAUUAUGGGUCACAGUGCAGGUGCAGCCAGUGUUGGCAUGCAUAUUUUAUCACCCAGAAGUGUAGAUUUGUUCAAUCAAGCUAUAAUGCUCAGUGGAUCUGAGCUAAGUGAAUGGGCAGUGAUUUCUAAAGCUGAUGCCCGUGAAUAUGCACAGAGGUUGUGUAAACAGGUUGGAUGUCCAACUACAGACUCACAACAGAUGGUGGACUGCCUGCGCUACUACAGGAGCUUUGAGCAAAUAGUUAACGCUUCCGCAUUGGUAGCUAUGAUGCCGGGAAAAAUUGGCAAUCCUUGGGGUCCAGUAGUGGACGGAACUAUUGUGGGGGUGGAUUAUGCUUUCCUGCCAGAUCCACCAGCAGAUCUACGCAGACAGCUGAUCAAAAUGAAAGUUCCUCUUUUAGUUGGUCUCGUUCGUGAUGAGGGGGCUUAUUUCAUUCCGAAUCUACCCAACCUCAUAGAUGGAAUAACUGAGCCACAGUUUAAAAACAUCCUAGAUGAAUUCAUCAGAUAUAGAAAAAUUGAAGAUCCUAACGCCCUGUUUGAUGCCUUACAGUUUCAGUACACAUACUGGCCUCAACCUACUAACUACAGUUUUAUUAGGAAAGAACUCAUAGAGAUGAUGACAGACUACAUGUUUGGGGCUGCACUCAGUGAAACUGUCAGGCAACAUGUACAGUUCUCUACUGUCUUUGAAUAUGUUUUUGAGUACAGUUCAUUGAGAAAUUAUGUCCCUCAAUGGAGAGGUAUUGCUCAUGGUCAAGAUUUGGAUUACAUAUUUGGGUUCCCUUUUAUUAAUGAAACAUACAGAGAUUUACUGGGCUUAUACCCUAGACAGGAGUAUGACUAUUCUGAUAGAAAUAUAUCAGAGUUUAUGAUCAGUCUGAUCACAAAUUUUACUAGCACAGGGGAGCCGACACCAAAAACAGAGCAAAUUAAAUUUUUCCGAAACGUGACCUGGUGGCAUUACAACCUGGAGAACCACACCUACCUCAGCAUUAACAAUGUGUCAGAAAACAGGAUCAACUACAGACAAUCAGAUUUCCACUUUUGGAAUGACUUCUUCCCUAAGCUGGCUGGCUACUCACCAUACUACAUGAAGGAGAGUGUCACCACAGAUGCAGCUGGAGCAUCGACCUUUGAACUCUCAACUUGGGCUCUGACUGCAGGCGCCGGAGUGCUCCUCUUUAUUGUCAUUGCUCUCAUUGUUCUCUUGGUUUGCAGAUCUAGAACUAAAAAAUAUCCAAAGUAUGAUCCAAAGUAUGACCCAAAGUAUGAUACAUCCAGUUAUGAUUCCUCUCGAAGCAUAAGCAUCAUUGGAAAAAACAACAAAGCUUAUCAAACUACUGUCUAAUAAUAACCAUUGUUAUCAAUCUCAGCAAUACCUCAAUUCAUAUCCAACCAUUGUGAUAUUUGUUUUUGUUUAAAUGUACAUAAUUAAAGAGGUUUUAACCCAUUAAAUAAUAGCUAAAAGGCUGUUAUACACUGUCAGGUAUAUAAUUCAUGCUUGUAUAUGUUUAUUGGCAGUCUAUUUAUCUGGAGCAUUGGCAUAAUAGUUUAUACUGUUAGCUAAGCAUUGUUGAAUAUAUUUUGAUUGUUGAUAAUCUUGCAGUGUCUCAUUUUAUGCUGCUGAUUCAGACAAACCACUUAGAAGUUAGUGUGAAACCUUAACAUAUCAUUAUUUGUAUAUAUAUCUUGUGCAAUUUUAAUUGAAAUCUGAUUGAUUUUUUAAAAACAUUGCACUCAUCAGCAAAUGGCAGCCACUUAAUUUUUUCUGCCAUAAAACCCCCACAUUUAUUGAAUCACAUUACACAAAAGUGUUGUUGUUUUUUUUAGUCUUAGGAAUUAUACAUUAAUAUACAUGUAUGAUUUUAAGACAACAUAGAAGGAAGUCUUAUCCCAUUAAGUUUAAUAAGUAUCUAAAUAGUUCACCUGUCUUUGCUCCCCCUGCCCCUACACACUAGAUUAGGUUUUGUGGGUGUACCAACAGAAAUUAUAUUCAUUGUUUUAAAAUGACCAGUAAAGUUUAUUUAAUAUUAAAAAAUUAUUUUGAGAGUAAAACUGCACAGAUGAAAUAAUUAGCUUAUUUAUGUAUUCAUAAGUGAAACUGCUAUGAAAUAUAAUUUAGGCUAUCAUAAAAUAUUGAUUAUAAUUUACAUCAAUGAUGGUUUUUUAAAUAAAUAUUAUUAGUUAACUAUAAAUCUUUAGGCUGUAGUAAAUUUAGUUUAGGCUAAUUAAAAAAGAACGUAAUCUAAUUUUUAUAUUGUUUAGCUACUCAAUAAAGGUCCCAUCCGUUUCUAGUUUUUCGUAUAUUUACCUAAAAAGGCAUGCUUUUAAAAAAAUAUAGGUGGGUGCAAAAUUUAGUUAUUUUUGUAUUUAUUUUCCCUUCAGUUAUCCAAAGUACCGAUCGUCUGAAGUUAACAGCAGAAGAGAAGAGGAAAGCCUUAGGUAUACAUCAUGCUAGCCCCAAAAAAAAGAUAGUGCUGUUUUAGUUAUUAAAUUUCAUAGAUAAGAUAAUGUAUAUAUGAACCUUCCUUAUUCGUUUAUAAUUUGGCAAAAUAUGUACUAGUAAUUAUUUACUUGUUUAUUAAAAAAAAACAUUUAUUUUAAAUAACCUUAAAUAAUAUGAAAGAUGCUUUUUAAACUUAUCAAUGUAUUAGAAACUUAAUUUUUGGGAGAUAUUUUUCAGUACAUUUCAGUGUUCUCAAAAUAUAAUCAUAUUCAAUCCAUGGCUUUUGAAUUAUAAAGCCUUUUGUCUUCUUUGUAAAUAAUAGUUCUUGUGAAAAAUAUGCUUGUAAAUACUGAUAAAAUCAAGUUUUACCAUGUUUUAUACAGUCACCAUAGAAAUAACAAGAUUCUAAGUGAUGCAUUUUAUAUACGCUUAGUUAACAUUGUUAUUUUAAGGAGAUGAUACAUUAACAUUCCAUAAUAUAAAUCACUUUUAUACACAGCAUGUAUAUUUUUCUAAAUUUGCAGCAAUGUUUAUAUAAAUGAUGAAAAAUUGUGUGAAUUUAAAUUAAUCUUAAAUGUAUUUUAUUCUUUGUAAAUAUGUCUAUUAUUCUUUUAAAUUGUUCAUACUUGUAAAACAAAUAAUACUUUAUUGUAUUGACAUAUAAAUUGAGCAUAAAUGAAUACUGAUCUGAAUAAUCCUGCUCAUUGAAAGGUUGAAUUUCUCCCUUGUUUGUGUUAAUCAUUAUUAAUGUCCAAUAUAAACGUUAAAAGUAAAUUUUGUUUGUGUUGUAGACCAUAUUAAUGUCAAAUAUAUAAACGUUAAAAGUAAAUUAUGUUCAUUUGAUAAGUUACUCAAGUAGUUUAUGAAUCUUAAUCGGCUCUUUUUAUUAUUGUAUUAAUUUUUUUAGAAUAUUUUUUUUAAAUGACUUGCUCAAAUAAAAAAAUCAAUAUUUGUUCUAUCUGGUGUGUACAUAACAAUAUGUUUGCAUACUCAUAUUAUUGUAUUGUCCUUCUAUGUGUAAUAAAUUCCUUCUUUUGAUAAUUAACACAAAACCUUUAAACUGUUCAAUUUCAGUUUUGAACUAUGAUUUUUCUAUUUACUGUUAAUUAAAAAUUAAAAAGAUAGUUUAAUGAUUUUCUGUGGGAAGUAAUUAAGGUAUGACAUAGUUUAGGAUCUUACUCUUGUUUUUUUUAAUGCUAAAUUUCUGCUAUAAAGAAUGGUUUAUUUAAAAAGCUGAACUAACUGGCUUAAAAUUCAUAUCUAUAUAUAUAAUUCUCUUCUGGGAGCCGUUAGAAAACAAGCUGCAAGCGCCUCCUUGCAGUCCCCUCUCUUUCUCUCUAUCUCUAUCACUAUCACUACCACCCCCACCCCACCCCAAAUGUUCUGGUGAGCUGUGGUCACACUAAAUGUUUACAAAGCUAAAUGUUUACAAAUUGUAGAGCCGUAGAGUCUGGUUUCUAUUAGGGGCAGAUAAUUUAGUUCGAUUUUAAACUUACAGUAGGUAACUAAGAGGAGGCUGC
Molecule: messenger RNA, 4831 nt
Organism: Physella acuta
Lineage: Eukaryota; Metazoa; Mollusca; Gastropoda; Physidae
Product: cholinesterase 1
Source: RefSeq, a predicted model, not a curated record